AUGAUGUCCUGGUUUCCCUUCCUCCUCGUUGCUUUGAGCACAUUACUCAGUUUCACGAAUGCCGAAUAUACCGGCACGGAUUGUAACCCCCUCAACAAAACAUGCGACCCCGAUGCUGCCCUCGGUACCGAGCAUACUUGGCUGUUCAACUCGACUCUUAAUAGUGAACUUUGGGACAUGAGAACUGGAACACUGGAUUACACAUCGGAGGGAGCAGACUUCACAAUCAAGACUGAGAAUGCAUCCACCCUCUUGGUAUCCAACUUCUAUAUCUUCUUCGGGGUUAUGGAAGCGCAUGUCAAAAUGGCCAAAGGAGCGGGCAUUAUCAGCAGCGUCAUCUUGCAGUCUGAUGACUUGGAUGAGAUUGACUGGGAGUGGGUGGGAUACAACACUAGCGGUGUUCAAUCCGACUUCUUUGGAAAGGGAAACACAACUACCAGUGACCGAGGUGGAUACCAUGCUGUUUCAAAUGCGGAUACCGAGUACCACAACUACACGUCAUACUGGGAUAAGGAUCGCCUUGAAUGGUGGAUUGAUGGCGACCUAGUCCGCACAGUGAACUACUCGGAGCCUUUGACUGUUUAUGGCAAGAAUUACCCGCAAACUCCAUGCCAAGUUAAGGUUAGCAACUGGCCAGUUGGUGUCAAGGGACAGUCAACCGGUAAUCUUGAAUGGGGUGGUGGCCUAGUCAACUGGACCAAUGUACCAUUCACCAUGUCGGUACAAAAGAUCCGAGUUCAGGACUUCCACAGUGGGAAGGAGUACAAGUAUUCAGGAAACACUGGUACAUACGAGAGCAUUGAAGUGGUUAGCGGAAACUCGACCGCAAAAACGGUGAUCAACAAGAAACCAGCGCAAACAUUGGCCCAGAAAUGGGAUGAUCUGGGAAAUGAGGCACACAUCGGGGUUUAUUGCGGCGCUGCAGUCGCAGGUGCCCUACUUAUCGGUGCCUUUACGUGGUUUUGUGUUCGACAACGGCGAGAUGGAAGACUUCAACGUGCGCUCGACGACGGCCAGCAUGGCGAAGAGCUCACGGCCUUGGCGGAUAGCAAAAUGAGGUGGAGAUCGAGCGAACUUUUCCUCCAGAACCAGAAGUACCAGCCAGUGCCAUGA
Molecule: messenger RNA, 1113 nt
Organism: Penicillium canescens
Lineage: Eukaryota; Fungi; Ascomycota; Eurotiomycetes; Eurotiales; Aspergillaceae
Product: glycoside hydrolase family 16 protein
Exons: 2
Coding region: 1-1113 (370 amino acids)
Biological process (GO): carbohydrate metabolic process; fungal-type cell wall organization
Cellular component (GO): fungal-type cell wall
Molecular function (GO): hydrolase activity, hydrolyzing O-glycosyl compounds; glycosyltransferase activity
Source: RefSeq, a predicted model, not a curated record